Molecule: messenger RNA, 1786 nt
Organism: Xylaria bambusicola
Lineage: Eukaryota; Fungi; Ascomycota; Sordariomycetes; Xylariales; Xylariaceae
Exons: 6
Coding region: 173-1612 (479 amino acids)
Biological process (GO): DNA damage response
Cellular component (GO): nucleus; cytoplasm
Molecular function (GO): phosphatase activity
Source: RefSeq, a predicted model, not a curated record
GGUUAGGUACCUACCGAAGGAUAUAUGCCUCAACUAAGAAUACCGACUUUACGGGGACUGUGCCCCGCGCAAGUAGGUAACUUUGCAUCGAGGGUGAUCUACCUCGCAGAACUCACCUAGAUUGCCCUUCAGGACCACCUGCGUGGAUAUCUUAUGAUCAGCCCUUGCAACAAUGGAGUGCGAUACAAAGACCCCUCCCUAUGUGACGAGCGAUAAGACAUCGUUCGCCUAUAUCUCAGCGCGCGAUCGAUGGCCCGUAAUUGUCACCGGCGCCAUCGACGAUACCUACCGCUCUGUCACCCAAUGUGACGAUCCCGACAAGCGCGAUGACGGCAAGAAGAUUGUCGAGGAGCUCGCGCGCCUGAAAUACGAAAUGCAGCACGACAGACAGUUAACACCGAUUCGGGACGACGGCUUUCCAGACGUUGCGUCCUACAAUCACGAACUCGACAAGUUGGGCCCACUAACCUGGUUCUCCGCACCGUGGCUGUACUGCGAAUGCUACCUCUACCGUCGAAUCAGCACGUCCUUUACUCUCUCAACACACUGGAAGAACUACGACGUGUUCGCGCGCCAAAAGAUCGACACCUUCCGCUCUUCGCGUCCCGCCGUGCUCGAGCUCGCCGCACGCUACAAGGACCUCGUGACGCAGAUGGCCGCUGACAAAAAGAACAACAAGACCGCUACUGACAAUGACGACAACGAGGCGCGCAGACUGCUGUUCACUGAGAUGUGCGAGAUUUGUCUUUGGGGAAACGCUACGGAUCUGUCGCUACUCACAAGUCUGACGUACGAAGAUAUCCAGAAGCUACAGGGGUCUGAGGCGAGGAAGGCGUCCGAGAAGAACAUCUUGGUAAACGAUCUCGGAGCUGCUUACGAGGUUCUCAAGAAGGCGCGGAGCGAAGGCAAGCGGGAACGGCGCGUGGAUAUUGUCCUCGACAACGCCGGCUUUGAAUUGUACGUCGAUCUCAUCCUCGCAGGCUACCUCCUCUCGUCCGGGCUCGCUACCCUCGUUGUCCUGCAUCCCAAGUCGAUCCCCUGGUUCGUGUCAGACGUGUUGCCCGGCGACUUCGCCGCCUUACUCGGCGCCCUCGCCAACCCCAAAGCGUUCUACGAAACGCCUUCCGACGAUGAGAAACGCCAAGACAAGACGCCGCCGCCUCUCUCUGACAAGGAAACGGACGAGCUCAGCUUCCUCUUCCAAGAAUGGGCGCGCAUGCAUGCCGAGGGACAGCUCAUUCUAAGACCGAAUCGUUUCUGGACACACGCCGGUAGUUUCUGGCGGUUACCGACCGAGGAGAAGACCCUGCUAGCCGAUCUCCAAUCCAGCGAGCUCGUCGUGUUCAAAGGCGAUCUGAACUACCGUAAACUCACUGGCGACGCGGCCUGGGACCCCACGACGCCAUUCACAGAGGCCAUCGGCCCCCUGGGUCCUGGAUCGGGGGUUAACGUCCUGGCUCUCCGCACGUGCAAGGCCGACGUCGUGGUCGGUCUUCAGCCCGGCGAGGAUGAAAAGCUGCGGGCGAUGGAGGGUGGGGGCGGCGACAGCGGUGCGAGGAAGUGGGCGUGGAGUGGCAAAUGGGCUGUCGUGUCCUUUUCCGGGGGGAAAUAAAUAGAUGAGAGAGUGUCUCGAGAUAAUGCCGUAGAUGGAGGCGGGUAGAUAUACUGAUUCAUAGACGUAGUGGCAGAAUCUUGGACAGUAUAAGUAAGCAUUGCGGAACCGCGUUUUAGAAAGAAGCAUGUAGAUAGACCCAAGCCAUAUAGACGGGCACUCCUCACGGAUUAG